Molecule: messenger RNA, 1640 nt
Organism: Cuscuta europaea
Lineage: Eukaryota; Viridiplantae; Streptophyta; Magnoliopsida; Solanales; Convolvulaceae
Source: the annotation of a GenBank genome assembly
GCAGCACCUGCUGUAAUCCAGAGAUGAGGGCGCCAACCGCCGCAGAGGGAUCCACCAUCACAAGAUUCUGGAAUUGUGGGAUCGCCUGUGCGGGCGGGCGGCAUUGCCGUUGCAUCACGAUUCAGCGAGAUCUGCUGACAGAGAUCUGAGGAAGUACGCUAGAUCUGGCUGCGGGGUUGCUUGACUAUUCUUUUCUUUUCCAGUUUGUGUUUCAUUCUGUGAUUUCUUUUUCAGACUGUCCCGGUACUCAAUCGGAAGAUGCAGGGAAAUCCGAUGCGUGCCAAGGUUGCCCCAAUCAGCAAAUUUGUGCUACUGCUCCCAAAGGCCCUGACCCAGAUUUGGUAGCAAUAGUAGAAAGAAUGGCAACAGUGAAGCACAAGAUACUUGUUUUAUCAGGAAAGGGUGGGGUCGGAAAGAGCACAUUCUCUGCCCAGCUUGCAUUCACACUAUCUGCCAUGGAUUUCCAAGUUGGUCUCCUUGAUAUUGAUAUCUGCGGUCCAAGUAUACCUAAGAUGCUCGGUCUAGAAGGUCAAGAGAUUCACCAGAGCAACCUUGGAUGGUCCCCUGUCUAUGUUGAGUCCAACCUUGGUGUCAUGUCAAUUGGAUUCAUGCUCCCUGACCCUGAUGAGGCCGUCAUAUGGAGGGGGCCACGCAAGAAUGGUUUAAUCAAACAGUUCCUAAAGGAUGUUUAUUGGGGCGAUCUUGAUUUUCUUGUGGUUGACGCCCCACCUGGGACGUCGGAUGAGCACAUCUCCAUAGUCCAAUUCCUCCAGUCAACAGGAAUAGAUGGGGCCCUCAUCGUCACUACCCCACAACAAGUGUCUCUCAUAGACGUAAGGAAGGAAAUAAGCUUUUGCAAGAAAGUUGGGCUACUCGUUCUUGGAGUUGUUGAGAACAUGAGCGGUCUUUGCCAGCCGUUAUCAGAGUUUAAAUUCAUGAGGAUUACUGAAAGUGAGGAGCAGGUGGAUAUUACGGAUUUGGUCAUGGAAUGUAUGAGGGAGAAGGUGCCGGAAAUGCUGAAUGUGUUUGCUUAUAGCGAAGUGUUUGACACUAGCCGGGGUGGGGCCGCUGCAAUGUGCAGUGAUAUGGGUGUUCCGUUUCUUGGUGCCGUACCUUUGGAUCCCCAACUCGGUAAGGCAGCUGAGGAAGGGAGAUCUUGUUUUACGGAUAACAAGUGUCCAGCAAGCGCCCCUGCAAUUAAGUUGAUUGUGGAGAAGUUGGUAGAGAGAAUGAUAUCAAGAAGAUAGGAGAAUGGAGUUUAGCUCUUUUUUGUUCCGGUUUUUGCUCAGUUGACGGCCCUGUUUGUUUUUGGGGGGAUUUGGAGCAAACCGCUGCAAAAUGCAGCGUUUUCAUUUGAAAAAAACGGCGGAUUGAAGCCAAUACGCUAUUAACCAAACGUAGGUGGACGUCUCCUUCCAAUCCUUUGCCUGUGUGGGGUUGCAGUUACUCCUUCUUUUUGAGUUUUAUUGCUUAUUCUCAAAUAGAAGGUUCAGUUUGUAUUCAUGAAUGAAAUAAUUAUAUAUAUGUGACUAAAAUAUGGCUCAAGUGUAAUGACUAUAGUAGUAACUUAGUCCAUGUAACUUAUAUUCAAUUUUUACAUAUAAGUGGCUAUGAGAUUAUAUUAUAGUUCAGUAGAGCGG